GGCGAUGCUUUGCCGGCUCAGUUGCCUUUUGACUUGGAAGAUGCCGCUUUGCUGGUGAUGGGUGAGCCCUGCAAGUUCCUCUCCAGAGCUGUGGCAGGGUGGCACAGCUCCCAUUCACCUCUGGUACUCUGUCCUGGAGGUCAUGCCUUCACAUGGAUGAGAAGCCCUGCAGAUGGGCCAGCAGUGGGUCCAAGCCCAUGCCGUGCCGAUGGAGGAGCCCUUCCCUCUCCCUUUCCCUGCGGUGCCCUCGGCUCGAGGGAGGAGCCCGAGUUCGUGACCGCUCGCGCUGGCGAGAGCGUGAUCCUGGGAUGCGACGUGAUCCACCCGCUGACGGGCCAGCCCCCUCCCUAUGUCGUGGAGUGGUUCAAGUUCGGCGUCCCCAUCCCCAUCUUCAUCAAGUUUGGGUUUUACCCUCCCCAUGUGGACCCAGAGUAUGCCGGCCGGGCCAGCCUGCACGACAAAGCCUCCCUGCGCAUUGAGCAGGUGCGCUCCGAGGACCAGGGCUGGUACGAGUGCAAAGUGCUCAUGCUGGACCAGCAGUACGACACCUUCCACAACGGCAGCUGGGUCCACCUCACGGUCAAUGCUCCCCCCACGUUCACGGAGACCCCGCCGCAGUACGUAGAGGCGAAGGAGGGCAGCAGCGUCACCCUGACCUGCAUGGCGUUCGGGAACCCCAAGCCCAUCGUCACCUGGCUCCGGGAGGGAGACCUUUUGGGUGCCAAUGGCAAGUACCAGGUGAGCGACGGGAGCCUCACGGUGCUCUCGGUCAGCCGGGAGGACAGAGGUGCCUACACCUGCCGGGCCUACAGCAUCCAGGGCGAGGCUGUGCACACCACGCGCCUGCUCGUCCAAGGACCUCCCUUUAUCGUUUCCCCUCCGGAGAACAUCACAGUCAACAUCUCCCAGGAUGCUCUGUUCACCUGCCAGGCCGAGGCGUACCCCGGGAACCUCACCUACCUGUGGUACUGGGAGGAGGAGAACGUCUACUUCAAGAAUGACUUGAAGCUGAGGGUGCGGAUCCUGAUCGACGGGACGCUGAUUAUUUUCCGUGUCAAACCAGAGGAUGCUGGAAAAUACACCUGUAUCCCCAGCAACAGCCUGGGCCGCUCGCCAUCAGCCUCUGCCUACCUGACAGUGCAGUAUCCUGCCCGUGUGGUGAACAUGCCCCCCAUCAUCUACGUUCCCAUCGGGAUCCACGGGUACAUCCGCUGCCCUGUGGAGGCAGAGCCGCCGGUCACACUGGUCAAGUGGAACAAGGACGGGCGUCCCCUGCGAAUCGAGAAGUAUUCUGGCUGGAACCUGCUGGAGGACGGGUCGAUCCGGAUCGAGGAGGCCACUGAAGAUGCUCUCGGCACUUACACCUGUGUGCCUUAUAACGCCCUGGGUACGAUGGGCCAGUCUCCCCCUGCCCGACUGGUACUGAAGGACCCCCCCUAUUUCACGGUGCUACCAGGCUGGGAGUACAGACAGGAGGCAGGGAGGGAGCUGUUGAUUCCUUGCGCUGCUGCCGGAGACCCCUUUCCCAUCAUCGCCUGGAGAAAGGUCCUCUCGGAAACGGGGGAACCGUCUGCCUUGCCACGACCGGAGAGCCCGGAUCCCCUGCCGGUGGCCGGCGGUGUCCCCUGGGCCGCGCAGGUAGGGAAGCCCAGCAGGAGCAAGCACAACACGCUGCCCGGCGGGACCCUGCAGAUCCGCUCCCUCGGCAAGGACGACCACGGCGAGUGGGAGUGCGUCGCCACCAACAUCGUCGCGAGCAUUACUGCCAGCACCCACCUGACCGUCGUAGGGACGAGCCCUCACGCCCCGACCAGCGUGCACGUGGUGGCCGCCAUGACCUCAGCCAACGUGUCCUGGGAGCCCGGCUAUGACGGUGGAUACGAGCAGACUUUCUCAGUUUGGUACGGCCCUCUGAUGAAGAGAGCCCAGUUUGGACCCCAUGACUGGCUGUCUCUCCCCGUGCCAGCUGGUUCCAGCUGGCUGCUGGUGGAUACCUUGGAACCAGAGACUGCCUACCAGUUCAGUGUCUUGGCUCAAAACAAGCUGGGCACCAGCUCCUUCAGCGAGGUGGUCACUGUGAACACUCUAGCAUUCCCUGUAACAACUCCAGAGCCUCUGGUGUUGGUUACCCCACCGAGGUGCCUAACAGCCAACCGGACACAGCAAGGCGUCCUCCUGUCGUGGCUCCCUCCCGCCAACCACAGCUUCCCCAUCGACCGCUACAUCAUGGAGUUCCGCGUGGCGGAGAAGUGGGAGAUCCUGGAUGACGGCAUCCCGGGCUCCGAGAGCGAGUUCUUUGCCAAGGACUUGUCCCAGGACACCUGGUACGAGUUCCGCGUGCUGGCGGUCAUGCAGGAUCUCAUCAGCGAACCCAGCAACGUCGCUGGCGUGUCCAGCACAGAUGUUUUUCCUCAGCCUGACCUGACGGACGAGGGCCUAGCCCGCCCGGUGCUGGCUGGCAUCGUUGCCACCAUCUGCUUCCUGGCUGCUGCCAUCCUCUUCAGCACACUCGCCGCCUGCUUCGUCAACAAGCAACGCAAACGCAAGCUCAAGCGCAAGAAAGACCCUCCUCUCUCGAUAACCCACUGCAGGAAGAGUUUGGAGUCCCCGUUGUCUUCCGGCAAGGUGAGUCCCGAGAGCAUCCGCACGCUCCGUCCCCCCUCGGAGUCCUCUGACGACCAGGGCCCUCAGGCCAAGCGGAUGCUGAGCCCCACCAAGGAGAAGGAGCUCUCCCUUUACAAGAAGACCAAACGAGCCAUCAGCAGCAAGAAGUACAGCGUCUCCAAGGCGGAGGCCGAAGCUGAGGCCACCACUCCGAUCGAGCUCAUCAGCCGCGGGCCGGACGGACGCUUCGUCAUGGACCCGGCCGAGAUGGAGCCCUCCCUGAAGACACGGCGGAUCGAGGGCUUCCCCUUCGUGGAGGAGACGGACAUGUACCCCGAGUUCAGGCAGUCGGACGAGGAGAACGACGACCCCGUCGUCCCCACCUCCGUGACCGCCCUGAAAGCCCAGCUCACCCCUCUCUCCUCCAGCCAGGAGUCCUACCUUCAGCCACCAGCAUACAGCCCCCGGUUCCACCGGGCGCUGGAGGGUCCCGGCGCCCUGCAGGCCACCGGCCAGGCCCGCCCGCCAGCCCCCCGGGCUUUCCACCACCAGUUUUACGGUUACCUCAGCAGCAGCAGCCCCGGGGAGGUGGACCCGCCGCCCUUCUACAUGCCAGAAGUCAGCCCGCUGAGCUCAGUCAUGUCCUCCCCACCGCUGCCCCCCGAGGGGCCCUUCGGACACCCCACCAUCCCCGAGGAGAACGGGGAGAAUGCCUCCAACAGCACGCUGCCCCUGGCCCAGACCCCCACGGGGGGCCGGUCCCCCGAGCCCUGGGGCAGGGCCGAGUUCCCCUUCGGCAGCCUGGAGCUGGCCCCCGCGCCGUUCCCCCACCAGCUCCAGCCCUGCGAGGCGGCCGAGGGCUCCCAGCCCACGGGCUGCCUUCCUCGGGGGCCACCACCCUCCUCCCUCCAGGUGGUCCCCGCAUCCUACUCGGGCAUCCUGCCCCUGGAGGCACCAAAGAGCUGGACCGGCAAGUCACCGGGCAGGGGUCAAUCCUCCGUGCCCUCUACCACCAAGUGGCAGGACAAACCUAUGCAACCCAUGGGAUGUCAAGGGCAGCUAAGACAUACCAGCCAAGGUAUGGGCAUACCCGUGUUGCCUUACCACGAACCGUCCGAGCCCGUCGGCCCCAGCGGCACAAGCACAUUCAGCCUGGACACCAGGUGGUACGAGCCCCAACCCCGACCUCGGCCCAGCCCUCGGCAGGUCAGGAGGGCUGAGCCCAGUUUACAUCAGGUGGUGCUACAACCUUCAAGGCUUUCUCCUCUGACCCAAAGUCCCCUGAGCUCCCGCAACAGCUCCCCGGAGCUGACUGCCCGCGCCCGGCCCCGCCCGGGGCUCAUCCAGCAGGCGGAGGUGUCGGAGAUCACGCUGCAGCCGCCCGCGGCCGUCAGCUUCUCCCGCAAAUCCACGCCGUCCUCCACGGGAUCUCCGGCGCCGAGCAGCCGCGGGGACAGCCCCAGCUUCCGACCGACCACCGCCUUCACCCCCGUGGGCACCGGCUUCUCCAACUCCCAGGGCUCCUCCCUGCCCGUGGACACCAUGGAUGUUUUCGGAGACAUCCCUUCUCCAAGGAGGGCUGGCGAGGAGAUUCUCCAACCGGAGCCGACAUCCACCACCACGGUAGCCGCCACAGGAAAACGUCCAUCUCCGCCCGGGGACGCUGCUGCACCUGAGAGGCUCGAAGCUCUGAAAUACCAGCGGAUAAAGAAGCCCAAAAAGUCAUCCAAGGGCUCCUCGAAAUCCAGAAAACAACCCAAUGGCUCUGCCUCCCAGGUUCAGCACCCUCCCAGCUCUCAGGUACUGUCACCUGACGAAGCUGUCUGCCUCCGCAAGAAGAAGAGACACCCUCGUCAGGACCCCUUCGCCCGGCUCUCAGCGCUCAAGGACGACCUCUGCCACCGGCAGCUCCCUGAAGACCAGACAGCCAUUCUCAACAGCGUGGACCACGAUGACACCAGUGGACACGCCACCCUGCUCUAGCCUAGUGCCGGUGCCAGGAGGUUGAACAGGAGCGGUGGAGGGAGCUGGUGUCACACCACGGGGGGAUGGAGGUGAUGGGAAAGAGGGGGGGACACCCCUAAGCUGUCACCUCUCUGAGGGGUUCGGUGGCUCACGGCGGGGACGAGCUGGGGGGACCCGGGGGAUGCUUAGGGGAGGAUGCUUUGGGCUGGGUGUUCCUCAAAUCCACUUCUCCCCCACCCCGAACAGUUUGGGUGGGGUGGGAAGGAGGGUGUUGCACCUCGGUUUUGGAAAAGAUCUCUAGGCUUCAAAGGCAUGGAUGGAGCUUUUGACAUCUGCGUCGGCAGCGCGCGUUUAGGGGGAAAGUGUGGGAUUGAGCAGCUGGCCCUCAAUCGCCAGAAGAAGUUGAAUGACACAGGGUGUAAUUAAGUGACAAGAACCUAACAACCCAGGCGGGAACUGGUAAUCCCAUGAAUCUGAUUAUGAUAAAAACAUGACCAAAUAAUCCCAGGAAAGAUGUAAUUGUGAAAAUCUCCCUGCCUCCCCCUUCCCAGCCUCCUUUGACGUGAAGGUAACAGCAGCAAAACCAUCCGUGACAUCUUUCCUUACCUAUCUCUGAGAGGGAAAAGCCAGAAAGACCCCCAGCCUUGGAAUCAAUGUGAGAAAUCACCAUUUGUCUGUGUGUAAACGCACUCAAGCCUCGUUGACGUGUGCUUGAUGCUGUGCGAGCACGCAGGUGCGGGGCUGACGCGAUCCGAGGGUGUUUCCCCCUCCAGGUGUGGCGUGUGCCAACUUUGAUGAGGGUGGGUUUGAUUAAUUCUGCCCGACUGCUCUGUGUAUCUCAGGCAAAUGUUCUUCAGCGCCGCGUGUGAUGUGAUUUCUUACUGUGUGAUGUUUAAUCCCCACCCAUAACCGCAAAGGGGGAGACGCGGGCGUGCGAGCGAGCGGGGUUUGGCUGCCUGGUCCCCAAAGCCUCCGUCGGCAGGUGCUGAGCCCCAGGGAGAGCAUCUGGAAGUGCCCAGCUCUGCGGAUGGACGUGGACGGCUCCGUGCAAAGCUAAGCCCAGCGUUUCGCGCCAGCUUAAAAUAUGUUGCUGCUGGUUUCACUGUUUUUCCCUUUUUCCUUCCUGCUCCAGCCCGGUUGUGUCGGCUGUGACACCUGCCAGGGUUGUGUCCCUCCCUUUGCUCCCUGUUCCCCUCAGUAAUGCUGUUCUAACUCUUCACCAGAAUGUAUUUCCUCUUCAGAAUAGGGUAGGUUUGGUGGCUGGUGGUUUUCUGGAUUGCAUAGGCCUUUUUUUUGGUUUGUUUUUAGCAGGCAAGGUGUAACCCGAGAACAGCUGGGCUCACUUUUCCUGCUCUGCCUCCACUCUCUGACUGCGUGGCCUUGGGCAAGUCACUUGACCUCUCUGUGCCUCAGUUCUCCCAUCUGUAAAAUGGGGAUAAGUCAUAUUUGAGCACUUUGGACAAGCACUUGGUGGCCUACAGACUGCAAGUGCUAUGUAAAUGCUUAGUGCUAAUACCAAGCAAUCCCUACCUUUAAAAUAUUUAGAGUUGGUUCUUUUUUUUUUUGUUUGAAGUGGUAAAAUCAACCACUGCAUCCAGGUUUGCACAGUUCUUCCUCUGCGGUAAAGUGCUAAACCCUCCAGCCUGCCUGGGAAUAAAACACCGAGUGUUUCAUGUAGAUAUUCUUGCUUUGAGUGGAUUCAGGCUGUAGAAAAAGUGUCAGGAGAGCUGGAGAGCCUGCAGGCAUGUUUUUAGCCCCAGGCUCUCUAUUUGCAUAUGAAACUUUUGUUUAUUCCCAGGUAGAAUUGCCAAGAGAUUCUCUGCAAUCUCGCCUUUAAUUCUGCUUUGCCUUGGUUUUUGCUCUUGCUGCUGGUUGAACCUCCAAGGGCUGAGAUGUCUGGAGGAAGACGUGAGCUCUCGGUGGUGAUCUGGCUCUCUGACCACGCCACGCUUUUAGGUCGGAGCCUGUUGAUUGCUCUGCCUCCAUAUACCUGGUUUUAGAGGUUGUGCUUCCUUUCCCAGCAGGAUGCUCGGGAACCUGUGGCCACCAAAAGCAGAGCACCGUGUCUUUUCCAAUCUCCAGGCCCUAAGUAAGGUUUGAACCGCUGGACAAUGAAUCCUCUAAAUCGAUAACCAGAUAUUUCUGAGCUUUAACAACUUUCUCAAACCAUCACCAGGUUUGUCUUGGGAAGGAGGGAGGGUCUGGCAGAAAUGCCCCUCUCUUUCCAGCCUGCACCAGGGCUUUUUAUUGACGUGACGAGUGACCUGACGUAAGAACCUCAACUCUCAGAGUGAGAACUCAACCUUGCUAACCAGUAUGACUGCGAAUUUCUUUUCUUUGGGUGUGUUUUUAGGGUUUUUCCCUAGAACCCACUCGGAUCUGAAUUGAUUUAAUGCCAUUCUCCCGCUCGGCAGCGGGGAAAACUCUGCCUGGCUUGGCCAACUCCAGCUCGCCGGUCACUCCAGCCGGGCUGCUCCUGAUGGACAGGUGACCCUCGGGGCUGGGGGAGGCGUGGAGGCUCUGUGCUGCCCCUGCCAUGGCCAACUUGCUCUUCCUUUUGCUCUCAUUGCCUCAGCCUCUGGAACAGAGGGUUGCUUUUCCAUUUGAGUGCUUUCCAAACGAUUUACGACACCCGUUCGGAGGGGCCAGGCGCUGUCUUCAGGCUCUUGAGGUUUCUACCUCAGGACUAUGCCCCAUCCCAUCUUAAGGAGCUCUAGAGGACUUGGAGUGAAGGGCAGGUUGACGGAGCAUGCUGGCUUGCUGGGUCAGUCUUUUGAGAUUUGUUUUCCUUUUGCAGGUGUUUUGAGCCACUGGGCUUUUCAUGGUCUUCGACCUUUAGAGGCUGGAGCUGCAGCCCUCUCUCUUUCAGCCGUGUACCUGCCACGCUGCUGGAGUGGGAAAUCCCGCCCGGGCGCCUCGUGGAAGCAGCUCCUCCCUAAAACCAUCCUUAACUCCUUUCCCUGCUAGACCGAGUUACCUUCCGAUAGACUCGGGCCGUGCUUUGGCUGACUGGCUCGCCUCUUGCUUUGGCAACCUCCUCCUCGCUUCUCCCAGCCCUCUGGUUUCCAUGCCCUUCAGGGUUGCUCCUCUCUCCUUCCGUGGACCUGGAAACAUCGAAGCCGUGUCAGACGAUGCCAAACACUUCCCCCAUUUCACCCCCGUUUGAACUCCGUGUCGCUUUGGUGGUUUGCAAACACAGCUGCUGUCGCUGCUGCUGCUGCUUCUUCAUUAUUUUUUUUUUUUCCUUUCAUGCUGCAAAAUAUAUCUUGAUUUUUAUCUUCCUGGGCCAAACUCUCUUAUUUUCUAAGCUGGUCUGAGGUAGAUGGCUCUUUCUGUAUCAGUAACUGUACGAUUCCUCCUUUCACGUUGUGAACAUGAUGUUCCAUUAGGUCCCUUGGCAAAUCCUGGCCCACGGUGAAAAAAUUCCUCUGAAUCACAAGGAUAUUGUCCCUGGGCUCUACUGGGGUGUCAGUGUAGGGAUACCAGCUCAGUUUUGGGGGGUCCUUGCUGAUGCUUCUCCCUGCAAGAUGGCCAUGGUGGGGAUGCUCCAGCACUGGCUUCAUGCCACCUUGGGGUUUGCAGGAUUGGGGCACCCUGAGCUGGGGAAGGUGGCAUGGAGAGGUGGGUACAGGAUGCCAUGGAGAUCCUGUGGAAAAGGGGUGCUCCUGGGGUGCUGUCCCUUGCAGUCCAACAAGGAAUCCUGGAGCAGCCAGGGAAAAAGGGCAGGGAAAGUGCUUUGCCUGCUUUUCCAGCAGGGCUUGCUGAGCUCUCAUCCACGUGUUUCUAAGGUGACUUUGCUGUGCAGCCCCAGCAGCGUUUCGGCUCUGCGGUGUUGACGUGAAGGAAAAUGCAAGUUGGUGUAAGGGGGGAGACGGAGAAUUCAGGGCUCAUUUGUGGGGCCCUGUUUCUGUGCCUACCACUAACAGCACCCACAGGCACAGGGAGUGAUGAGUUUGUGGGAUGGGGGAGCUGCCAGGUCCCAGGGCCCUUUCCUAGUCUGAACCUCAGCAUGGUUUGCAGUCUGCCCCCUGAGUCUCCAUGAGCCCUCAUGCUGUCUGUGUGAGCAGGGGAUGCUUUUCCUGGGAGGAUUCUCAUUCCUGCUCCCCUGUGACUUGGAGGCUGCUUUGGGGCACUGGGGGACUCCAGGCUGUUCAUCUGGUGUUUGUCACCUUGUCAGCUGGCUCAGUGCCACUGGAGGAAGGCUGGAGGUGAUGCUGUUUGGAUGUAUAAAUGUAAAGGGAAUAUAAAGGGAAUAACAGCUUACUGUACCUACCUCUGGGAGUGUUGAGGACACUGGAUAUGGGAUCAGCAGCCCAGGCACGGUCCUGGCAGGGCUUAGUCAUGUCUGGUAUGAUCCAGACAUGACACACUUUCCAGACUCAUUGCUGCUCCCACCUUGCUGUCUGUAUUAGGACAAAAUCCGCCUGGCAUUUUGGUUUCUCUUCCUGCUUCAGGCAGUGACGUAGAUCUGGGAGUUCUCAGAGUUUUGGGUUGGUUUCAGCUGUAGCUCUUGUCUGGAGGUAUUUUUCCAUGAGGCUGGACCUUCAGGGAUUUCCACAUGUCCCACAUGGGCUCGCUGCAGCCCCAGACUGAAGUCAGGGCUUUUCUGGAAGGAAAUCUUCUCAAGGAACCGGAGUAAAACCCACUGUACAUAUGAGAUAUAAAUAGCUAGAGAAGCAUAGGACAAAGGUAGCUAGGUUUGCAGAAUUCAGUAGAUUUGCAUGUCGGGGUAUGUGUGUGUCAUGGGGAGAGUUUAGAGCCGUGCUGGGGCAGGGGAUCAGGAUGGGCAAAGCUGGGAAGGGGCUGAGAGCAGCUGCAGCCUGAGGGGAAUUUGGGGAUGGAGAGGCACCGGCGUGCGCUGCGGCCCUGCUGCACACAACAGAUCACUCUGUUCCAUUAUUUCAUCCCCAGUUUUUAGCUUUGCUUUGUUCAUUGUCUGUGACUCACCCCUGGGCCCUGAGAUGGAGGAGCAGGAGGGACAGGUCCUGUGCUCUGCGUGUCCAAGGCACGUGGGGCAUGACAAGGGACACGACACAGGAGGGGGAUGUCACGUUGCCUCAUCCCCGGUGCCAUUGCUCAAAGAAAAAGCUGCACCAUGCAAAAACCCUUCCCUCAAGUCCCUCUAGAUGCUGCUCUCUGGUUACUCGUGUGAAAGCGUUUUGCUUUGCGUCUGUUCUUCCCAGAGAAGCGUGAGUCAGAAGGGAUGAGAGAGGGAUACAGCUAAAUUUGUCCCCUGAGCUGAGGAAUGCAGCACUGGCUGUGCCAGCCAGCCCCAGCAGUGCCUCCCGGGAGGGACAGGAUGUUCUUGACAGUGUCUUUUUAUUUUAAACCUCAUCAGCAGGACUUUGAGGAUCUGAGGCAGAGAGGGGAUGCGGUCACCAGUGAUGCCAGAGCUGGUACUGAUGGGGGCAGCUGGAUUCAGGCUGGAUCCCCACUCCUCUCCCAGAGUCAUCCCUGUGCUGUCUGGGCACAGGGUAGUCCUUACAGAAAGCAGGAUAUUUACUCCCAUUUCGCCCUUUCAGCUUAGUUUUUUUGGGGGUUUUUUUCUGUUUCUGAGUAUCUUGACUCCUCUCUGCCUGUGUUUGUGGGAAGGAGAGGUGGGAAGUGCAGUUGUUCCUGUUAGAGAUCUGUCAGGGAACGCUUGAUCCAGGAGCUGAGUGCUGGGAAGCAGCGACCACAUUUGGCAACACUAGUGCCAGCAAAGAAGAAACUUAACAUUGCACUCAAUUUCCAUCAGCUGGCACAUCCCCAAGCAGGGAGGACCAGUGUGGACAGAUGGGGGCCUGUUCCCCUGGCUGGGUGACUGGGAUGAGAGGGAGCUGUGUUUGCCCAUUUUCCCCAAUUUCAGGUGUUUUGGCACAGCUGGCUGAGCUCUUUUCCUCAGCAUUGUGUGGCAGCAGGACAAGCAUCCCCAGAACUGGGGCUCUGGCUGACUUUUGAUAUGUGCAUGGAUGGAGGAGGGACCUGGGGAGGGGGUGGGCAGAGGGGCUGGUCCAGGCUCGGGGGUGUUGGAUGAGGCAAGCAUGUGCUGUAGAGGUAGAUAAGGAUUUUUGUACAGGUUGCAGUGGGGUGGGAAAUGCAGGAUGGAGGGGCUGGCAUCCCCCAUGGAGGACAGAUUUUUGCCCAGAUUUUAUAUUUACCAUCGAAAUGACACUUUCUCUCCCAGGAGGGCUUUUAUUCUUGUUCUCCUGAGGUUGCAGGGCUGCAAAAGAGGGUGCCCAUCUUCCCGGGUCUGAAAGCUCUUCAGAUUUCCACCCACUCCCCCCCCAGCACUUAGAUUAAAAUAAAACACACAAAAAAAAAAGACUUGAGAAAUGAGCCCCAGUAUCUCUAUCUAAAGAAAUGAUAUUGGUGUAUCGAAACUGCAUUGUAUAUAAAAUUAAACAAAUAUAUAUUUACUCUCUAUUUUAGAAGGGGGGGAGAAUAAAUAUUUAAAAUAAUUCGUUAGUAAUAGGUGUCAGAAACUUCUGUGCAGCAUGAGAGAGGCUGUCAGAGGUGGGGAGAGUCUCAACAGCAGGAGCAGAGCGAGUAUUUUUACAUUAUAUUGCGCUUCAGCUUCUCUGCUUCUCCAUCCACCUAUAAAUAGACAAAAAUAUAUAUACAAAUAUAUAUAUAUAUAUAAAAAUUAUAUAUAUCUAAGUCACAUAGCUGUUUUAUUUUUGUAUCCAUGCCUAGUGCUGUUUGAGCAAUACAGUGGCGAGGGAGAGGAGGGCUGGGCCAGGCUGGGGGGCUUGCAGUGCUCCGGGGGAUCUGCCCUCUCCGGACCCAGCAUCACCACUGUUUGCUCUUUCAGUAGGGAAAAACACUAAAAAGGGACAAAAUCCCGGGAUGAGGAAGCCUGGGCUUGCUGCCAGCUUGCCCAGGGCUGUGGUGAGGUGGUGUUUCCACUGAGGGCUGUCUUGGGCUUUUUUUUCUCAGAGAAAAAAGACAAAUUUCAGCUCAGAGGAGCAGCAGGCAGCUGCAGCCUGGGGGGUGGCACAGGGUGGGGACACGCUGUGGGGACAGGGUCCCCACGCUGCUGCCUCCCUGUCACCUGUCCCGGCUGCCCUGAUAAACCUCGAGGGUUUCUGAACCCCUCAGAGCCACCCAGGUGGCCACAGAGGGAUUCUCCAGGUCCCUGCACCCGGCUGGAGCGGGGAACCUGCUCUGUAGGGAAUGUCAGGACCUGUCCAGGAGACACCCGGGGCUUACUGGUGCUGUGGGGCUGCUGGGGUGCACUGGGGCAGGAUGUGGGGCUCUCCCUGCCUGGAUGGGUGGGAUCUGGGUCUCUCCCUGCCUGGAUAGGGUGAGGGGCUCUUCCUGCCUGGAUGGAUGGGUUGAGGGGCUCUCCCUGUCCCUAUGGAUAGGAUGUGAGGCUCUCCCUGCCCCUCUGGAUGGGAUCUGGGACUCUCCCCAUCCCUCUGAAUGGGAUCUGGGGGUCUCCCUGUCCCUCUGGAUGGGAUGUGGGGCUCUCCCUGUCCCUCUGGAUGGGAUCUGGGGCUCUCCCUGUCCCAGUGGCUGAGGUGGCAUCGAGCCCUGGCACAGUGAGGGAUGUGCUGGGGAUAUCUGGGGCUUUUCCUGCAGGGCAGAACGGACCCGCCGCAUCCCUGUCCCCUUCCCCCUGGGCUGUGGCAGGACAAGGAGCCAGUUUGGGACUGAGCAAUGCCAGGGAGCUGCAAACACCCCUCUGCCUUCGCUGGGGCACUAUUUGGGGAUUGUCUUUGGGCAGUGGCGACCGGGGCUUCACUCCCUUUGGUUUGUGUCCCUCAAUCUUGGGUUCUAGGGGGUCCAGGUGCUGUUGUUUGGGCUCAGAUGUCCCCAAGGGGACGGUGGCACAGCCCUGGAGUGCUGACACUCCUGCAGAUGUCCCUCAGCGUGGUGCCCGCUCGCAGGAGCUGCCCCCUCGCAGCAGCCCCGUGUCCUCCGUAGGUGUCACCUGUAUUUUCCAUGAUAUUUCUCUCUCUUCUUCGUCGGGUCGGGGGUGGGCUGGGGUGGGGGAUGUUUCUAAUAUCCAGCCGAGAUUUGUUCAGCACCAAUUCUUGAUAUUCAAAGCAAAGCAUGUUUGGUGGGACUAACUUGCAUUUAUUAGCGGUAAAUACAUAAGUGAGUAUUUUAUAUGUUAAAAAAAAAAAACAAACAGGAAAAAAAAAAAAAGGAUGUCAGGAGAAAGAGAAGGGAUGAGAUUUCUCAUCAUUCAGUGUCCGGGCUGGGGGGCUGCCUUGCCCCCUCCCCCCGGUGGGGCUUUGGGUAUUGCUGGGGGUGGGCGGGGGGGCGGGCAGCUUUCUCCUUUCCCCAUCUCCCCCUGGAAUCACUUACAGAAAAAAAACAGGCAAAGGAAAGCUCGAAAUGUUUACAAAGCACACUUCCCACAGUACCGUUAACCCUCUGGAUGCCAAACAGACACAUCAGGAGCUGCCCCCUCCCUGUGCUUAGGGCUGGUGGCUCCCACAGCAUCGUCCUGCUUCCCUUGGUUUUCUUUGGUUUGGUUUUUUUGGACACCAUCCCUGCUGCCUCCAUCUGCGUGCACCUGCCUGGAGCUUGCUGUCCAGGGGUGGGGGGUUUGCUUCUGCCCCUUCCCAGGCUCUUCCUGCUCACCUGGGAGCUGUGGGAAGCUGUCCAGGGUGGGGUUUGCUUCUGCCCUGUCCCAGGCUCAUCCUGCUCACCUGGGAGCUGUCCAGGGUGGGGUUUGCUUUGCCCCCUCUCAGGCUCUCCCUGCUCACCUGGGAGCUGUGGGAAGUGCCUGUCUCUGCUCGGGAGGUUCUGGCUCGGUGGGAGAUGCUGGCACUCACUCCUUGCCCUCCCAGAUGCACUUUAAGGCCAAACUUCCCUUUUUCUCCUUCUCUGGGGCUGGCACAGAGCAGGCAGGGGAUGCUCCCGUGGCCCCAGGGGGUGCAGGACCUUCCACACACCUGUGCAGGCUCUGGUCCCUUGGCAUUUCCCGUGUGGGGAAGCCCUUUGGGAAUCCUGGGAAUGCCCACGUUGCCAUAAGGUUCAUCCUUUGGGCAUUAGGGGAUCACAGCUGCACUGCAGCUCCUCGGGAGCUGGGAGCAUCUCCAGCUCUCCCAUGGGAGCAUCCCUGGCUCUCCGGGGGAGCCCAGACUUUUUAAUCCCCUUUUAAUAGGUUUGUAGACUCUCUGAACCCUCGUAGACCUCCAUAGGUAGCUCUUGAUUUAAUCCCCUCCUAACCCCAUAGUGUUUUCCCCUAAGGCAGGAUUUUCUUCCGGACCCACCCAACGCAUCUCUGGUUGCGUGGGACAACUUUUUCCUCCUUUUAAGAAGAAUUUCUUGCCUCUGGAUAUAAAGACUAGACCAUCCAACCUCGUUUCCAUCUCUUGAAUGUCGAGUAUUACGAUGUAUAACACACGUUAGGGUGCUCUUUGGUGCUGUUUCAAUGGUAACCAGUGGAACUGACUUUUUUAAAUAACAAUAACAAUAAAAGAAACUUUAGUGCCGCUGGUUCCAUAACAUUUGUUGUCGUGACUUUUUCUUUUUUUUUCUUCUCUUUUUUUGGAAGUUUUGUUAGGGUUUUGUUUUCUUUUUUUUUUAAUUAUUUUUUAAUUUUUACUAAACAGUGAGUAGCGAUCAGCUGCCGGGUUUCUGUGGUGUUGGUUUUAGUGACUGGUGGAUGCUGUGAGCUUGGCGGGCUGCAUCACAAUUUAGUGGGAUUUGGGAUCAAGUAGCUUCAUUUUGGAACUGCACACAGCAAAACGAGCAUUUGAUGGGAGCCCAGACGGCAACUAGAGGGUUAAUUUUUGAACUUUCAGGUAUGUUCCUCAGAAGAAAAUAAUAAUAAUAAUUAAAAAAAUAAUAAAAAAAAGAUAAUAGAAACAAAACACUAUUUUUUCAGUAAGCUUUUUUUUUCUGUAAACGAUUUACAAAUAAAUCUGACAUGAUGGUGCUGUACCAAAGCCUUAUACGAAACUUAUUCCGCUCUCUCUAUAAUCUCUCUGUAUCUGUAUUGUUGCUCUCGGCCUCCGCCAAGGCCAGGAAAUGCCAGCAGGAGGGACCGAUGGCCCGAUCGGCAUCCCUGGAAUUCCCUGAGAUGGGAAUCGUAUCCCUGGAAUUCCUUGGGAUGGGAAUCGCCAUUCAUUCCCUGGAAUUCCCGGCCCCGCGGGGAGGAAAAGCCAAAUUUCAGCAUCACUCCCCAGGCGCGCAAUGAGGGGCACAAGUCCCUCACCCCAAACUCUCCUUCCGACUGGGUGCUAUCCUGCCCUGGGCAGGGAUCCGAGACCUCCAGGGCGUUUUACCCACCGAGCCCCCUGCUCCGGGGGAUUCCACAUCUUCCAGCCCAGCCCGACCUCCUCCGCAGCGCUCAGCCAAGGCAGACCCUGGCUCUGCCCUGCGAGCCCUCUCCCAGCCCUUCCCCUGGGGAGCUGGGGCUGCUUUGAGAGCUCGAAGCAAUAAUCCCACUCUGCCAAGAAAGUUGGGUCCUUUUGGCUCUUGGACUGUUGUCAGUUUAAUGAGUAAAUGCUCAUAAAGCCAACAAAAAAGUGGAAGAAAUGAGAGUUUGAAGCCCUGCCUUACUGGGAGUGGCUGGCCCCUCGGUCUCUGCCUGUUGGAAUUUUAAGGCCUGCUGAGUAUUUAAUUUAUCGCCGGUAACAUUGCAUGUUCAUAGAUUGACUUCUUGAGUUGAUUUUUUUUCUUCUUUUAAUGUACCCACUAUAAGAAAUUCUGGCAGUGUUGCAAUGUUACGUACAACUAGCCAUGCUGUAGGAGAAUGAUGGGUUUUGGAAUCGAUUAACUUGCUCCUCAUGUAACAUUACCCUGCUUCAGAAAUGUUUUGUAUUUUGAUAUAAAUAAACAUUUGCUAAAAAAAAAAUAUAUCUAUAAAAA
Molecule: messenger RNA, 15381 nt
Organism: Zonotrichia leucophrys gambelii
Lineage: Eukaryota; Metazoa; Chordata; Aves; Passeriformes; Passerellidae
Gene: IGSF9B
Product: immunoglobulin superfamily member 9B
Exons: 21
Coding region: 58-4587 (1509 amino acids)
Biological process (GO): cell-cell adhesion
Molecular function (GO): protein binding
Source: RefSeq, a predicted model, not a curated record